Molecule: messenger RNA, 5904 nt
Organism: Macrobrachium nipponense
Lineage: Eukaryota; Metazoa; Arthropoda; Malacostraca; Decapoda; Palaemonidae
Product: trichohyalin-like
Exons: 2
Coding region: 125-4999 (1624 amino acids)
Biological process (GO): microtubule cytoskeleton organization
Cellular component (GO): microtubule cytoskeleton
Source: RefSeq, a predicted model, not a curated record
GAUAAAAGCUUGAGCAUCAUCCAAGACUCCAGAAGGCCAGAGAGAUCCAGUGAGUGACUGCAAGUCAUCCGCGAACCUUCCUUUGUCCUCUUUUUCUGUGGUCCAAGACUGCAAUGAAGAGGCCAUGUCAGCUGCCAGCCUUGCAUCAUACGUCUACAGUAAAUUUUCCGGAAGUGGUGCUUUGACUUCUGGGGGUUCAAGUGACAUGAAGAACCUUUCACGAAACUCGUCUCCUAACCCCAAGCUUACAGCUGUGUGGAGGACUAAACCUCAAAAGAGUGAGGACAUACCAAAUAGUUCACCAACUUUCAAAGAAGAUGGUUCGUUACUCCGACUUCUGAGAACAAAAUCCAUGCCCUCACUGGUACUGGACAAAGGUUCACCAAUUAGGCAAACAGCACCAGUGGUGAUGCCUUUUUCACCCACUGCCAAGAGUGACACCUCCCUAGAUCACAGUACUUCAUCUUCUUUGGCGUCUCCUAUAACAAGCAGGCACGUAAACCCCCGCAGAACUCUAGAUGAAACUGAUUUCUUGGAGUCAUCUACCAACACCUCUAUUACUACUCCACCACCAAGUCCUUCGAGAUUUACGGCCCCACAUGUAAAAAUCACAAGGUCAGUAUCAGACGGGCACAUAAUAAGAAGACGGAAGCAACAGCUGAGAAGUAAGACCCUUGAUUUUCCACCAGGAUGCAUGCCUUCUGUUAAAACUCUAAGGCUCAAAUUUGAUACUGGAAAACAAACAGAUUAUCAUGAUUCUUCAAGAUCAAUGGCGAACCAAGACUCAUAUUUAAGGGUUAAUAAAGAAAAGCCAAUGUCAGGUGACAAAAUUAAAAAUAAAAAUGGUGAACCUCCUGUGACAAAAUCCAAUAUAUCUGGACAUGAAACACCAGAAGAACCAACAAAAAAUAAGAAACUAGUCAGACAUGAAAGUCUUCGCAGAUUUGAACCACAACACAAUGAAGUUGAGACAAAAGAAAGAGAAGAACAUAUUUCAUUGGGGUCAGUCAAAAGCCUCCUCAAACACUUUGAAAGCACUGUACAUUCAAGUAAAGAUGAUGAGACAACUCAUGUAUCUCAGAGGCAAUCCAGGCCACUAAAACGUGUAGUUCAACUGUCCUCUCCUGAGCUACAGAGAUCUCUGGAAGGUGACCAAGAAAAUGAACCUGAGACUAAAAUCGCAAAUGGUAACCCUGGAAAAGUGGUAUUUCGACAGAGGAGCAAAAGCUUACCUGCACCACGUGAAAAUAAACGGAGUAGCCUUGCAAAUAUUCCUGCAAAUGUACACAAAUUGAAAAUGCAUUUUGAAAGGCAGAGCGGACCAGUAGAAGUACAGCCUUCAAAAGGGAAGUUAAGAGAACCAGAUAAACCAACCUUAAAUCCACAUGAACAAACAAAGCCAGACAUCUCAGGUAAUCUUGCAAAGAGAGAGGAUGGCUAUGAAAAUUCAGCAAAAGCUAAAGGCAACUUGAGGAAGCAAGAAUCUAUUGGUAAAGUUUAUGGGAGCAAAGAACAGGAAGAUGAAUGUCCCACACUGUAUGCAGAUAACGAGAAUCAAGCAAAUGAAGAAAAGGUACCAAAGAGCCCUUCGGUUAAGACCUUGAGAAAGCAUUUCGAAGUACCCACAUCGCCCCAGCUUUCACACAAGGAUGCAAAAGAACGUCCUAUCCGUAGACGACAUACUAUAGUUUCAACUGUCCAACAGGAAUUCGAGACUAAAACUAAAACGCCUGACCAGGUAUUACCACAAGCAACACACGUGAAAGAUACAGAAUUAGAUGAUCAAUCCCGACCACAUGCCUCAGUUAAAAGUCUUCUCAGGCAAUUUGAAUCACAGUACCCAAAGGAGAACGCAAGUGAAGAGAUGCCAGAGAGAGUUAUAAUCAAAGAGGAUACACUAACACCAUCUUAUGUAAGAGUCAAAUCUAUAAUUCGAGAAGAGUCGCUGAUUAUGAUAAAUAAAUCAGAUGGCUCAAUACAAUUAAAGGAUGAUGAUUCUGAUGAAGAAUUCUACAAUGAAAGUGACAUAUCCUUAGAACUUAAGGUACAAGGUAGUGUAGAUUACGACAGAGACGACUUGCCUGAAGGAGGUACAAGAAGGGGUGUCUUAGAGAGAAAGUUCGCCCGAACUGAAUCAUCAAGCAGCGAAUAUUCUAGUGAUGAUGAGCAAAUAUCUACCCGCAAGCAGAAUGAUAACUGGCGAUCAAAGAAAUUGCAAGAACAGAGUGACAGAGAUUUAAUGGAACAAGAGAAUAGAAAAUGGGAGCGAGAGGAAAGGGAAACAAUGGAUAUACAAAAACUCGACGAAAUUACUUUACAGAGAGAGAGAGAGCGAACAGCACUAAUGCAAGCAGAAGAAGAAUGCAAAGCUCUAGAAAAGACUGAACACGAACGGAUACAACAGGAAGAAGAACAAAGGAGGCAGAUGCGUGAGAAGGCUGAAAAAGAAAACCUGGCUCGAGAAAAGGCAGAUGAUGAUGAUGAAAGGAGAGAGCGGGAAAAAUUACAACAAGAAGAAAGGGAUAGAGCAGAACAAGAGAGAAGGGAAGAAGAGUGGGCACAGCAAGAAAGAAAAGAACGCGAGAGAUUAGAACACAUGGAGAGGGAAAGAGUAAAACGAGAGCAAGAAGAAAGAGAGACACUAGAACGAAAAAGGAGAAAACAGGAGAAAGAAGAACUUGAAAGAAGGGAACAAGAAAGAAGAUUGCACGAAGAUAGAGAAAGAAGAGAAUAUGAAGAGAGAGAGAGAGCAAAACAAGAACAGAGACAAAGAGAACAGAUGGAACAGGAAAGAGAAAACCAAAAGAAGGAACAAGAAAGAAAAGAAAGAGAGAGAACAGAACAAGAAGAGAUAGAAAGAGAGAGGGCUGCACAAGAGAGGAGAGAGAGAGAAAAGGUAGAACUUGAAAGAAAGGAGCUAGAGAGACAAGAAAAAGAAAAGGCAGAACUUGAAAGAAAGGAGCUAGAGAGACAAGAAAAAGAAAAGGCAGAACUUGAAAGAAAGGAGGUGGAGAGACAAGAAAAUGAAAAGGCAGAACUUGAAAGAAGGGAGCUAGAGAGAGAAGAAAAAGAAAAGGCAGAGAUCAAAAGAAGAGAACAAGAGAAAAAUCAACAACUAGAGAGGGAAAGAGGAGAAAGGAAGCAAGCAGAAAGAGAAAUACUAGAGAGAGAAAAGGCAGUGAAGGCAGACCAAGAAAUGGCGGCAACCAAAAAAGUUGAAAGAGAUCAUAAGAAAAGGGAGGAAGAAGAAGAGACGCAAAGAGCAACUCAGAUGGAAAGGGACAACGAAAGGGCAGAACAGGCGCGGUUACAAAGGGAACAGGAGACCGAGGAACUGAUGAAAAGGCGCAAGGUCAGCAAACUAGUUGACAAAUUCAUUACUUUGCAAGCACCCGAAAAUGAGACUAAAAUAAAAGGGGACGGAAGUUCAGAGGCAUUGAAAGAGAACUUGGGCGAGGGCCGAAGGGAAUCGGAUGUUUCCGUCUUAAUUGAAAAGUUUGCUCAUGCUAAGAAGAGAAGUUCCUCUGCCUCCUCGCAUUCUAGUGAGGAGAAUUCCUCUUCUAAGCAGGGUAAGGAAACAUCUGCACCCAUCCCAACAGCUCCAUCAGCGUCAGCUAAAAAUGUUCCAGGUAAAGUACGCAAUCUUAACCCUGAUGAACUACGUUUCUUUAGUCAGGAUGGAGCGGCGUUUGAACCAUUUGUGAGAAGCCAGAGCCUCCGUGCAAAGAAAAAUGAACCCACGCCAUUCCAACACAGAGGGGGAUCUCUGAGGGUGAAAAGCUCGGAACCACGCCCAGUGUCAGGUGAUGCCCAGGCUAUGCCAAAAUCCUGUCGGCAACUUCGUCCCGACGAGCUGCGCUUCUUUGCUAUGGCUAACAACAACAUUUAUUCAACUAAGAAACCAGCAAACAAACAUUCACAGCCCCAGCAGGAUUUUCGGCUAGGUAGCCAGGAUGACCCAAGAAAAUGGCCAACACUGUCUCCUGGCGAUGAUCAAGGCUACUCAGAUAACUCAGACACAGACUCCGAUACCAGUUUACUAAGAGACUAUGAUCGGGAUGAUGAAAGCACAGACGAAGCAUUAUUGCUUCCGGUAGAGCAUUUGGAUAUGAGUGCAAUCCCCUACCAUGAUGAUGAUGAUGACGAUGAUGAAGCACAUUUUUCAAGCUUAACUACCAUGGAUUCAGUAAUAAAAGACGAUUCGGCUCAAGAAUUUCCUAUGAACUUUCAUCUUUCAAAAAUACCUGCAAUUUCCGAGCAAUCCAUGCAUGAACUGGGAUACUUGGACUCUCUCUCACAUGGGGUGCAAAUGCACUGCCUGGAUGGAGAAGACGACUGCAAACACAAUGUAACUGAUGAUAGUCAAUUGCACAAACUGGUAUCAGAUGACUCUGUAUAUGGUACUGUUUGUGAAAUUAUAAACUCUGACAUUCAACUUUCUUGCGACGAACCAAAGACAUCAACGCCUUUAAUCACUGUGACGAAUACUGCAAGAGCUAGUUAUGGCAGUGAAAACCUAGGUACUACUGAAGACGGCAGCAGUCCUGAGGGUUAUAUCGACAAUGCCACCGGCAUUCUGAAAGAAGCAGUGCUGGAUAUAAAAGAUGAUCACCAGCAUUUUCGUCAGAGACCCGUCCUCUCUAAAUUUCACCAAACUAUGCACCGAGAUGAUAACUACAGCAACACAGCCAACAGCAUUCCUAACUCAGAGCUACCAGAGGGCUUGCAGGGUGUCCUACACAGCAUAGGUGUCAUGGCAUCUCCGACUGAUGCACAGGACCACAGCAUGACCACGCCAAGUGCGUUCGAUCAACGCAACACGCCUGAAUGGACCAACGACGAAAACCAAGAAGGAAUUACUACAAAACCCAUCGAAGACUACUUUCUCCAUAUUGAUGAAAGCAAGGAAUAUUUAUCAGACAAAGACUUUGCCGUAUUUUGUAUCUUAGUCGCUUUGUUAUCUCUUAUUAUGUAUUUCGUUUAUGAUUUUUUCUUUUAAGGAUUUUACAAAGUCGGGCUCACACACAAUAAUAACUUACGCAACAAAAGAGCAAUAAAUCUGCCGCAAGUUUACAUAAGAAAUUAAUUUUUGGUCACAUAUAAUGCUUAUGUAAAAAAUGAGCAGUGUCAACUACCCGGGAACUUAGUGGUACGCCAGUGCAUAUGAUAUAUUUUUAUAUAGGUAUCUGCAACAUGUGUGUAUGUAUAUUCAUACAUACAUAUGUGUGUGUGUGAGUGUGCGUACGCGCGCGCGCGAUGUGAACUUAUAUUUUUCCCUAAUGUGUAAAAAUCUAUUUUAUUAUUACAUGUUUGACAAAGUUUCUUUUCAAAAGAAAUUUGUUUAAGCAUAGGUAAUAUCAAUUCUGAAAACUACUUAUAAGCCAUGGAAUGAAGUUUAACAGCGUCAUAAUUAAUCACUUUGAAUUUACAAGUGAACAGAAAAACUAUCAUUUAUUCCAGUUCAUCAAGUACAAGAAUCCUUUGUGUUAAUCAUGACUUUCAAGCUAGCCAACUAGCUUCAACUCUGUUAGUAUCACAAAUAUGCCUGACUUUUAAAUGCCCUCAAAUGAUUGUGCAGUAAAAUGAAAAAAAAAAAACAUACCCAGACGUUGAUUGCCAAUUGACAUAAUCGUGUUAAUGACAGCAUACCCACAGUCUCAAUGUGUUCGCCAAACAAUUAUACUACCUUUUCAUCUCUAUGUGUUUUACUAUGAUUUUUUUUUUGCAUACAUUAACUUGAAAGUUAAUGUAUAUUUUGUCCCUGAAAAUAAUCGAGCAUUUCGGAUUCCAUGAGGUGGAAUUUUUGUAAAAUAACGGAACAAAAUGAAAUCCUUGCUGAAAUUUGAUGUCGUCAGUCUCUUUGUACAGAUUCAGUUUUUCUCUAAUAAAGAAAAUCUUAAUUAA